GGGAGGUACAACCCCAGCACACAGGAAUAUGUACUUUCUCAGACAUACAGUUUGAUCUGAUCCUCAAUGCCCUACCAUCAUGCCAGAUUUUACCCUUUUCUGUCUUAAAGUCCUUGCUACUGGUAUUAGGAUUACAGCAUUGCCAAAUUGGGGGGCUGGUUUUUCACCUUCAGCUGCUUCUCAGUAAAGGCACAUGACCAAGAGGAAUUUUUAGUGACUCUUUCCCUGCUGCUGUGCUCAGAGGCGGAAGUGAAGGGCAUCUGAAAGCGUGAGAACGGGUGUCUGGACAAGGUGCUGAGGAUGGCAGACAGCUCUGAUCUCUGGAUUGGCAGCGCUUAUCUAUUUCUCCAGUCGACAUCUGAGAAGAUUGUCCUGCCCUCUCUUUAUGGAAGCUCCCACCAGAAAUCUAGCGUGUUCAAGGCCCUCAAGUUGGCGUUAGCAGAUUCCACAGGCAGCCUGCAUGGCGUCGACAUGCUCAAAGUGCACUGCAGUGAGCCGCACCUGAUUAUCCAGCUUAAAUUCUGCAUGCGAGAGAACUGCCGCAAAUUCCUUCAGAGCUACCGGGCCGGGUUGUUCCGGGAGUCUCUCCAGAAUCACCUCCAAGUCACCCUGUCAAUGACAGCCGUACCUGUUCAAGUGGAGCUGAAGGCUGGCAGCGAGCAGCUGGACCGCAUGCUGAAUGAGGAGGAGCGUUGUUUGGACUGUAUCUACAAAGAAAAGCCCGACCGCCUGAGGGACGAGGAAAUUGCAGAGCUAGAGGAAUCUUUCAGGAGCCUGACUUGUCGACAGCAGAGCAACAACACGACCCCUUCAAACAACUGCAACUCUUUGAACUCCUCAUCUCUGUCUUAUUGUUCAGGGGGGAGCUCUCUGCCCCCAGGCGCCACUUUCAUCUUUCAGGAACAACAAUUUGCCAACAGAACACUCACGCCAGAUGACCAUCAAAAAUUUGCCAAGCUCGUGUCGAAGAAAUGGAAGCAGGUGGGUAGGUCUUUGCAGAAGAACUGCCGAGCCCUUCGGGAUCCUGUCAUAGACAACCUGGCUCACGAAUAUGACCGAGAGGGAUUGUAUGAGCAAGCGUACCAGCUCCUUCUCAAGUUUAUCCAGUCGGAGGGCAAGAGAGCCACGUUACAGAGGCUGAUUGCAGCCCUGGAGGAAAACAGUCUCAUAACCUUAGCAGAGGAACUCCUGGGUCUCCACCCUAGUGAAAACGACACAUCUUAGACCAGGGAUAGAGAAGCCAAUGGAACUUGGAUCUUGCCUGUUUCAAACAGUUUCCAAGACUCUUGCCGGCCUCCCAGGCAUGCCAAGCUCAGUUAACCACCAUGGUAUCCUGCUAGCGGAGAAUGCCCAAGGAAAAGCUGCUGUGCAUUUACAGAGUCAGCCUGGGUACUGAAUUACUACAGCACUGACACACUUCAUUGCCAGGAGACAAUGCUGUUUACGGGCUGGGGAGAGUGGCUUCCAACUGGCUCCCAGUCACUACCCCCUGGGGCGACAUGUUGCAAUGCACCUACCAAUGCCACAGCCCAUGCAUACGGACCGUGCCAACAUGGGGAGUGUUAAAGAGCAACUGCGAUCUCAGGAAAAUCCUUUGGGAAACAUUCUACAGGUGCUUAGAAAUAAUUCUGCUAAUUGAAUAUAGUACACGCUUUGCGGGGUAGCCUCCCCCCCUUUAUUCUUCACAAAUAAGGACAUUUCAUGAAAAUAGUAACUCCCCUGCUGAAAAGCUUGUCUGCUGUUUCCUUUCUCUUCCCCACUGCAGGCAUCUUCGUUACUCUAAGAAAGUUUCAAUUCUCCAUGCAGCAAACAGCUGCAAUGGAACAAACUGCAGGUGGUAAAUAAGCAGGAAGAUAUGGCGAACUCUUCUUAAAGGUGUACUGAGACAUCAAAACCAACGCAAGCCGCUACCCACGUGCUGAGUGAUGCCACCAAGUAGGCUGCAAGGUCCAUUCAUCGCAUCACCAGCUCUCUUUAAAAACUGGCCUUGGCUUGGCUAGAGAUGCUCCAGAAUGCAGCACUCUAGGACAUCACAUACCAGGAGAGUCAGGACUUGCACGGCAUCUUUCUUGGGCAUGCUGAGAUUCUGAGACAGCCAGGAACCAGCUGUGCCUGGGGUGCCCUGUUCACAUACUCUCGAUUUCAAGUGUCAAGUUUGGGAAAGU
Molecule: messenger RNA, 2165 nt
Organism: Chelonoidis abingdonii (Abingdon island giant tortoise)
Lineage: Eukaryota; Metazoa; Chordata; Testudines; Testudinidae
Gene: TRADD
Product: TNFRSF1A associated via death domain
Biological process (GO): extrinsic apoptotic signaling pathway; positive regulation of canonical NF-kappaB signal transduction
Cellular component (GO): tumor necrosis factor receptor superfamily complex
Molecular function (GO): transmembrane receptor protein tyrosine kinase adaptor activity
Source: RefSeq, a predicted model, not a curated record